AUGCCCCACAAACCACCGCCUCGUAGGCAGAGCAUCAAUGUGGGCAGAGGAGCCAGGAAGAGAGAUGAAGAUCCAGGGACUGAAGUAGGGGAAGGGACAGAUGAAUGGGCCCAGUCCAAAGCCACCGUUAGACCCCCUGACCAGCUGGAUUUGACGGAUGCAGAGCUAAAGGAGGAGUUCACCCGGAUUCUGACAGCCAACAACCCACACGCACCCCAGAACAUCGUCAGGUACAGCUUCAAGGAAGGCACAUAUAAGCUAAUCGGCUUUGUGGACCAACUGGCAGUUCACUUCAGCCAAGUCGGAAACCUGAUCCCCAAAGACUCGGAUGAAGGACGGCGACAGCACUACCUCGAUGAGUUAGCAGCAAGUUCUCAGGAGUUCGCCAAGGUGGUGACUUCAGAAACAGAAAUCCUUGAAGAAGAAGAAGAACCCAGGGAAGCUGAAGCUGGGAGUCAAACAGAUGUGCCUGCCGCUGAGGCACCUGAGAAAAUGGCCGAAGAAGAAUCGAUGACUCCUAAGCAGCCCAAGGAACGAAAGCUCACCAACAAGUUCAACUUCAGUGAGAGGGCCUCACAGACCUUCAACAACCCCCUCCGGGACCGAGAAUGCCAGAUGGAGCCUCCUCCCAGGACAAACUUUUCAGCCACAGCCAAUCAGUGGGAGAUCUAUGAUGCCUACAUGGAAGAGCUUGAGAAGCAGGAAAAGACUAAGGAGAAGGAGAAGACAAAGACUCCAGUGGCUAAAAAAACGGGGAAGAUGGCGAUGAGGAAGAUGACAGCUAUGGAGUCCCAGAGUGAUGACAUCAUCAAAGUGACCCAAGCUGCUAGAAUCAUGGAGCGGAUGGUCAACCAGAACACAUAUGAUGAUGUUGCUCAAGAUUUUAAGUACUACGAGGAUGCUGCUGACGAAUACCGGGACCAGGAGGGUACGCUGCUGCCUCUCUGGAAGUUCCAAAAUGACAAAGCCAAGCGCCUGGCCGUCACCGCCCUCUGCUGGAGUCCAAAGUACAAUGAUCUGUUUGCGGUGGGACAUGGCUCCUAUGACUUCAGGAAGCAGAGCCGGGGCAUGCUGCUCUUCUAUAGCAUGAAGAACCCCAGCUUCCCCGAAUACACCUUCAGCAGCGAGAGCGGCAUCCUGUGUCUGGACGUGCACGUGGACCACCCCCACCUAGUGGUGGUGGGCCACUACGACGGCAACGUGGCCAUUUACAACCUCAAGAAGCCCUACUCCCAGCCCUCCUUUCGCAGCUCAGCCAAGUCUGGCAAGCACACAGACCCUGUGUGGCAGGUCAAGUGGCAGAAGGAUGACAUGGACCACAACCUUAACUUCUUCUCUGUAUCAUCUGAUGGCAGGAUCGUGUCUUGGACGCUCGUGAAGAGCGAGCUGGUUCACACAGAUGUCAUCAAGCUGAAGGUGGAGGACAGCACGACCGAGGGUCCCGAGGGCUUGCAGAUACACACAGUGGGCUGUGGCACUGCCUUUGACUUCCACAAAGAGAUCGACUACCUGUUCCUAGUGGGCACAGAGGAGGGGAAGAUCUACAAGUGCUCCAAAUCCUACUCCAGCCAGUUCCUCAGCACCUAUGACGCCCACAGCAUGGCAGUGGAUGCUGUGUCCUGGAACCCCUACCACACCAAGGUCUUCAUGUCCUGCAGCUCCGACUGGACCGUGAAGAUCUGGGACCACACCAUCAAGACCCCGAUGUUCAUCUAUGACCUAAAUUCAGCCGUGGGCGACGUGGCCUGGGCCCCAUACUCUUCCACUGUGUUUGCAGCAGUCACCACCAAUGGGAAGACCCACGUGUUUGACUUGUCCAUCAACAAGUACGAGGCCAUAUGCAACCAGCCUGUGGUGGCCCGAAAGAAGAACAAGCUCACCCAUGUGCAGUUCAACCCCAUCCACCCCAUCAUCAUUGUGGGCGAUGAUCGUGGGCACGUCACCUGCCUCAAGCUCUCACCCAAUUUGCGCAAGAUGCCGAAGGAAAAGAAGGGCCAGGAAGUGCAGAAGGGUCCAGCUGUAGAGAUCGCAAAACUGGACAAACUGCUGAACCUGGUGAGGGAAGUAAAACCCAAGACCUGAGGGCCUGGCCCCAGGGCCUGGC
Lagenorhynchus albirostris (white-beaked dolphin) is the source of this 2104-nucleotide messenger RNA. RefSeq names its product dynein axonemal intermediate chain 1 (gene DNAI1). Gene Ontology annotation, biological process: cilium movement; outer dynein arm assembly. Bases 1 to 2082 code for a protein of 693 amino acids. The record is from RefSeq and is a predicted model, not a curated record. Gene Ontology annotation, cellular component: outer dynein arm. Gene Ontology annotation, molecular function: dynein light chain binding; dynein heavy chain binding. The transcript has 20 exons. NCBI's taxonomy places the organism in Eukaryota, Metazoa, Chordata, Mammalia, Artiodactyla, Delphinidae.